AUGACAAUUGAAGAGGAUAAGAGAAUACGACCUUAUUGUGUUGCUUUAUCUCAAAUCGCUUUGGCUCCAGAUGGAAUAUUUGAUGGGAACUCAUCAAGGACUACACAGGCUUUGAAAGAUCUUUAUACACAUUUUGACCAUGUUAUACGACCUGACUCACAAAUUUCAGCCAACCUAGCAGAUUAUGUGUUUGUUCCAUUGUCAUAUUUAUUAAAACAGCCUAAAUUAGGUGAUGUUCAAUUAGAGCUUUUAUUAAAGAUAUUAUCAUUAUUAAUCAAACAUUGUUGGACAACUCCUAAAUCUAUUCCUUAUGUUUUAGCUAAACAACUCUUUCCCUUGAUAACGUUUUUGACUGGAGGUAGCCCCAAUACAGAAGACAAAACAGAAAUCAAAUCCAAAUCAUCGGAAUUGAAAUUAGCAGGAUCUAUAGCAUUAGAAUAUUUCUUUCAUUCAUUAUCCAAACAAAAAGAUGCCAAAGUAUUUGAUUUUUUCUCAAACGUGGAAAAUUUGCCAGCUUUAGGUCAUGCUGUUACUGUACUUCUUUACUUUGCUGAACACGGACAGUCUGUUGAGCUUCAAUUACAGGCUAUAAAAACACUUGACACAUUAUUUUUCAAAUUAAUCAAAGAUGGUGAAAUACUUUCAUACAUUUUGCCUGGUAAUGUAUCAACAUUGACCAAGAUUAUUGCUGUACCAGCUUUGAAAACUCACUAUACAGUAAUGAUUGACGCUAUUACACUUCUUGGUGAUUUAUUGAUAAUGGUAUACAAAGAUGAAGAAUUAAAACCUAAAAUCAAUGAAUUGGAAUCCAUUGAGGAUGCCCUUGAAGGGACAGAAUUAGAUGUGAUCACUAUUGAAGAAGCUGAUUUAAAAAAGGUUCAUCGUACAAAUGCAUGGCUAAAGGCUACAUCAAGUCAAGUUAAAAUUGCAUUACAAAGCUUUAAAAAGAUAGGAUUCAAUGUGAGGGUCGAAGUCAAAAAGACACUUUUAACGUUUUCUCAGUCUUUACUAAAACAUUGUUUGUUUUCAUUGAAAAGCUCUAUUCCAAUAGUGGUAUCAAUGAUCUCUUUUCUUUCUAAUGAUCCAAGAUUAAAGAUUGAACCAAAUAAAACUUUAUCACUUUCAGAUACAAAGAAUCAACAAAUUUUAAACAAAAUUAUAUCAUCUGAACUUGAUUCAAGUGUCAAUUCAUUCAUAUCUGUGAUACAAUCACCAAACGAAGAAAGAAUUAUAAAUACAUUAGGAGCAAUUGAAUUUUCACUAAGGCAUUCAUACGAUCAAUUGUUGGUAAAGAAGCUUAUAGAGACUACAAGAAUUGAAAUGGCCGAUAUGUUAAGGAAAACCUGUUCAAAAUCAAAAGUUCAGAGUAUAUCUAAUGGUGCUAUCGAUUUAAUGGUCAUUAGUAAAGAAGUAUCAGAAUUUCCUAGUGACACAAAAUUGAGCUCAAUUUUUGGUAAGAUUUUCUCAGAAAAGGUCGAGAAUAAACUUUCACAUCUGUAUAAUAUCAUAGGUAGCUUGAGUGACCCAUCUGAGAAUAUUGAAGAGCUAUUGGUUGAUGACUAUGGUACAAAUUAUGAAAAGGCUAUUGCACUUUGGAUCUCUAAUAAUUUGUUAAAUGGACAUUUUGAAAAGUCGAGACCAGAAAGAAUUGCUGACGAAUUCUUAGAUUUUGAAGAGGAGGAGAUGGCUUUACAAGAAACUCCAGAAUCAGCAUAUUUAGUACUUGAUUAUUCUAAAAGGAUAUUAGAGAAUAUUCCAGAAUUUGAAUUAAGUCAAGAAUUGGAACUUGUCAGUUCAAUUGCAGUUGAUUCUGUGGGUAUAGCUGCUUAUCAUUUAAGAGAAGAGUUUCGUUUUGAGUUAGUUGAUUAUCUCUAUCCUGUCAUUGAUUCAUUGGCAUCACCAUCUGAAACCGUGAGGAAACAUGCUUCUAACACUAGUAUGAUUAUUGCUGAUACAUUAUAUCGUGGAUCUUUAUAUGAACUGAUCUUAGUCAAUGCUGAUUAUUUGGUUGAUGCUGUUUCUAUUAGAUUAAGUAACGCCAUGACAACCAGAGCUACAGCUAUUCUUGCUGUUUGUGUCAAAAUUGCGGGUUAUAAGAUUAUAGAAACUUUUAAAGAUGUUCUUGAAAUAAUAUUCAGUUUAUUGGAUUAUUAUCACGGGUACGAUGAUUUGUGUAUUGGGUUUUUCAUGUUGUUUGAAAUUGUUGCUGAUGAAAUCAAUAAGAAGUAUCUCCAUGAUUAUGAUACCCAAAAGCUUGAGUAUUUCGAAAGCUCUUCAACGUAUUCUCCUUGGGGUUUGAAGAACUUGAACCAAUUAAAAAAUUUACUAGAUAAAUCACAAAGGGAGGUGAUCAUUGAAGAGAAGCCACAAGAAACAGAAGAUGAUGUUGAAGAUGAAAUAAAUGCCCAGGAUAGUGAUGAUGAAGAUUUACCAGAAGAUGUUAUUCCAAAAGUUGAAGAGAAGAAGUGGAUUUCACCAAUACCCGAAGAUGCCUACAAACUUUUACAACAAGUUGUCUAUUAUGGUGAGAGAUUAUUAACACACAAUUCUGUGAAACUACAUAUCCAGAUAUUGAGAACCUAUGAAAAAAUUGUUCCUAUAUUAGCCACUGCACCUGAUAAUUUACAUCCAAUUACUGCUUCAAUUUGGCCAGUUAUGUGUCAACAAGUUAACAACAGUGACCCCAAAAUUAUCAUCCCAGGCUCUAAAGUUUUAUCACAAUUAUUGAAAUACAACAAAGGAUUUUUAUCAACUAGAUUUACCGAAUUCUGGUCUAUUUUGAAAAACAAUAACUUAUUGAGAUCUGCUAAUAAAAGCAUCUCUGAAACACAAAAAGUUGUUUUACCUGGUUUGAACUCAAAAGCUUAUGAAAGUAUUGUAAAUAUGCUAAUAGCUGGUCUUGAUUCAAUGGGUAGAUAUAUACCAGAUUCAAUAACAGAAGAAAUAAUUAAAACUUGCGUUGGUGUUGUUCCCGAUAUUGAAAGAUUUGGAAUGAGUUCAGACAUAGCAUGGUCAAUCAAAGAUGAAUUAUAUGGAUCUCUCAAAGCUGAUCAAAAGCCCUCCAAUGUUGAAGCUUCUUCUGGCACCACAUAUGCUUUUGUAUAA
Molecule: messenger RNA, 3105 nt
Organism: Hansenula ciferrii
Lineage: Eukaryota; Fungi; Ascomycota; Saccharomycetes; Phaffomycetales; Wickerhamomycetaceae
Gene: TTI1
Product: Tti1p
Exons: 2
Coding region: 1-3105 (1034 amino acids)
Biological process (GO): chromatin remodeling
Cellular component (GO): cytoplasm
Source: RefSeq, a predicted model, not a curated record